Lodderomyces theae is the source of this 5445-nucleotide messenger RNA. RefSeq lists its product as uncharacterized. The coding region runs from base 1 to 5445 and encodes 1814 amino acids. NCBI's taxonomy places the organism in Eukaryota, Fungi, Ascomycota, Pichiomycetes, Serinales, Debaryomycetaceae. The transcript has a single exon. The record is from RefSeq and is a predicted model, not a curated record. Gene Ontology annotation, biological process: nuclear pore organization. Gene Ontology annotation, molecular function: structural constituent of nuclear pore. Gene Ontology annotation, cellular component: nuclear pore inner ring; nuclear pore.
AUGCCUCAACAUUGGUCGCCCGAUUUGUUUGAAGAGAUUUAUAAUGCGAUCAAGUUUCAAUCUGAUGUUGAUGUCUCAGCCAUUGAUUUGACAGCCAUAUCUGAUGAUCUUUUAGAGGUAUUGAAAACCCCAUCACCACUGACUGACUCGAGAAAUAAGCUAAAUUCUUCACUUAGGUUUACCAAUGGCGAUGAAGUACAACUCAACCAAGAAUUUAUUGAGUUGUCAGUUUUGUUAUCAACAGAGCUCGAUUUGGAUGAGGUUUGCACUGCAGAGUUGGUGUUUCAUAGUGAGGAUGUUAGUUAUAGCAAAGGAACUUCGUUAAACGAUAGUGCCAAAUUGUCAUACUUUACCCGUGCUGAAUACAUUUUGAACAUUUUGACAUUCCUUAUAGGAAAUAAGAUAUUACCGUUGGAUCCAAGGAAAGUGUUCGACAAUGUUGUGGCCAGCUUUGACAAGGUCUAUAAACUAAUUGAUAUUUUGAACGAUUUGAUCGACAAACAAAAGGUAACUGGGGACUUACUGAGUUUGGUAUUUAUCAAUGGGGUUAAUUUCGCAAGGUCUCAAUUAUUCAAGUUUCACGAGCUAUUGGGCACAUUGUUGUAUGCGUUGAGCAACUCAUACUUCAAAGAGGUGGGAACAAUUGGCAAUUACGAAAAGGUUAUCAAAGUUGUGAGACGGUUACAAAAUGACGAUGUGUUUGUCUUUCAUUUCCUUCCAUGCAUUUUAAAUUUUCACGCUAAAGCAAGGGAGAGUAAAGGCUUGAUUGACGACUUGUACAAUUCCAUUACAAAGUCAAUUCCUGCGGCUCAAAAGGAUGGUUUAUUUGACAUUUCACAAGCCCAAAUUCAUGGAAUUGAAAUAGUGUCAGCAUUCAUCUUUUUGACGGAAUUCAUACCUUGGUGCAAACAAAACAACACCACAAAAUACGAUUUCCGAAAGAAUAUAAUAAGUCACAUGGAGCUGUUGAUUUCACUUGGAGUAACUGAGUUGCUUUUGAGCUACUGUGCUGAAACCAGUACACCGGAAACGCGACGUGUUUUUGAGUUGUCGGACACUUAUGACUUCAGAUCGUUGUUGCAGAGAACGGUUCCACCAUUUGCUCCAAAAAAGUUUAUAUAUCCAGGCACAGCAGAUCUUUUGAACUUGACUAAACAAAGACCUGAGUUUGUUAAUGUACUAAAAUUGGUUGAUGUGGCUUUUUUGAAAUUGAAUCCCGAGCUUAAUGAUUCAUUAUUGGCUCCAUUGCUACAAAACUUUUUUGGCACUUUUGUUACGGACGCGGCAUUGGUAUUGACUUCUUUACGAGAUAGUGAAGAGGAUUUUGCUUUGUCCUUUCAGGAUAAAAGUGAAGAACUGAGCGACGAAGAUAGUGACAAUGAAGAGCGUGCAAAGACAGAGGUUCCGCAAUUAUUGGAGCUUGAUGAAAUAGCUCAGCGUGCUGAUUUGGAAAGGUUCUAUUUGGCUUUUGCUUACAAUUGUAACAACAGACCAGAAUUGUGCUCGGCAAUUUGGAACGAUGAGUCGAACACGACUGAGGUCCUUGGGUUUGUAUCUUGGGGAUUGAACAACAAUACAUCCCCUUUGAUAGCUGCCAGCUUUAGUGUGCUUUUAGCAGCUUUGUCGUCUGGUGGAUCGCAUAUUGCAAGCAAGAUAUGGGAUAUCUUGGCCAAUAACACCACGCAUGCAAAGAAGAAUGAUUUUUCGAGAAUCUCGAUUGACUCAAUAUUUGACUCAUUGAAGUACUACAUUGAUUCGUUAAACAUCAAUUUUGAGCAAGAUUUGAAUGACCAGCUAAGUGUAUACCACAAACGUCACGAACUAGUGUUUUCCAACAAGAACUUGGGAAACGUCAGAGAGAGCGAUGGGAGUCGAAUCGUUAUUGAACUUGCCGAGGACUCUAUAAUUUCAAUAUCUGGUUUUGUGAGGUUGAUCUCAUCGAUUAUGAUAAACUUGUCCGGUUCUGAGCGAGCAAAUCAGAUAAAAUCUUUUGCUUUCAAUAGGUUUAUGCCAAUUAUAAAGGCAUUUCUUGAAUUUGACAAUUUAAUCAAUGGUGGGAAAAUCUUGCAGGUUGAUGUCAACGCACACAACUCGACCUUAAGUUCUAGCUAUAUAAACUUGCCUGAUAUCCAUGUCAGUGAUGAUUCAAGAAUUGUUUUAUUGAACUUGAUUUUCCAGUUGUUGGGUAAUAUUACCGAAAAUAAUGAGGAAUCUUUUGUACGUUACGAGUCGUGGAGAUUGUUGGAUCGUUGGAUGUACCAUGGUUUACAUUUGAGCCAACCCCAGCUGAGUGAUUUUUUUAGCAAGCAGCUGGAAAGAAAAAAGUAUACAAGGAAAAGGUCAAUUGGAACCAUUGAAGUAUUUUCAAACAAUUUAACACAUUAUAGUCAAGUCCUCAACUUUGCAGAUCUCGUGAAAAAAUUGUUGCAACCUUUGAAUCCAGAAAGGACCCUGAAAUACAGCUUGGCUUUUCCAUGUGAUUUGGGGUACGGAUACAGGCCAAACAACAAAAUCGGAAUAUGGCCGUACAUUGAAUUUCUUUUGAUCGAUGUAUUCGGCCAAUCUGACAGCUUAGAAAAUGAGCAGUACAGAGACUCCUUGCAAAUGCUCUUACUUCAGUUGUGUGUUGAAUCUUUGCACGAAAUAGACUGGGAGUUUUUAAGCGAAUCUGCGCCGGGCAUCAUUAGAGAUUUGAGGUCUUUUGACUCUAUUUUUGACUCAUUGAUUCCAGGAAUGCCUAUCAGUUAUGAGUUGUUUGUAAAGUUGCACCAUUCAUUGGCAGUAUUUGCAUGUUUUUUUGAUAGCAGGGCAUACACCGCUCUCUUUAAGAUUUUGGACCACGGGGUAGAGUCAGUGAAUGCUUCUACUGAUAUAGGAACCUUGGUGAAUCAAGCCCUUAAUAUUUUCAACACCUUGUUGGGAAUGCAAGACAAUUUCCAGAAACGUUUGUUACCAGUAUUGACAAGCAAGAGCGUUCAGUAUCAACCAGUCCAUAGAAACUCAAUCAUGAGUAUCGGUACAUCCAUGAGUAAAAUGUUGAGUCAGUCCACUUCCAUUUUUGACAACAUAUAUUAUUCUAAAGUGCUCGGGUUGUCUAGUACCAAAACGUUUUACAAUGUCAUAUUAUUCAAUUUGUCCUCAGUUGCACAUAUUGCACUAUUUGUCAGUUGCAACAGUUCAAUCUCACUUGAGGCAAUACAAAUUUUGAAAAAAUUGGGAACGGCCGAUCAUUUUAAAAGCAGCAAGUCUGAAGCCGAUUCUUUGUUGAGUAGCGAUCGGUUACUCACUACGUUUUUGAAUAUUGAUGAAUCGGAAAAGAUCAAGUUUGCAUUCAUCAACAAGUUUGAGGAAAUUGAGGACUCGUUGAAGAUAAAAGUUGAAGUUUUGAAUCUUCUUUCUCAAUUGCUCGAUCCUGUAAAGAGGACACUCAGUAUAGCUCAUUUUCUACUAGGCUUUGAUAUCAAAGCAAACUCAUUAAGUUUGAGCGAUACAGAACACACAACGUUGUUGGAUGUCCUUUUGGGAACAUUGAGAGAAAGCUUGGAUUUGAUUUCUGAGUUGGAUUUUGGAAACGGUAAUCGACAUGUUAUUGAUGUUGGACCUGCAAGAUUGUCGUCGUUAAUAUUGGAAAUUUUGAUCAAGCUCUGUUCGAACCCAUCAUCGUCAGUGAUAACCAUGAGCAGGGUUCGCGAUUACAACUUGAUUGAAAAGUUGAUAAAUUUUCAACCAAAAUUGGACUUGAUGACAAGCUGGUGUGGGUAUGAGUUCAAUGGUGAUCUUGGUACCAGCACCGAAAACUACUUCAUCAGCUCUUUACCAAGCAUCACGGCGUUCACUGCAUUCAUUGUCCAACGUGAAUUGGCGUUGAAGUUGUUGUCAUUAGAACUUUACAGCAUUCAAUCACCUACACAGAAACAGCAUUAUUCUGAGCUUUUGAUUUCCAAAAACCAGUUCCCCCAUGGAACUGCCAAAAUCAUUGACUUCCUUGAUGUCUUGAACUUCAAUUUCAAACACUUUGAGGUGGAAAAGUAUGAUUAUUUGAAUCGCACGUUCGACGUGGAGGCCAUUUUGAAGCAUGUUCGAGGACCAAAUUAUACGUUGGAUUAUUCAAUUUUGGGAAAAAUUUAUAAUAUAUUGUGCCAAAGCUCAAACAUGGUCACGUCAGAGACAAAGCAACAGUACAAUGAAGAGGUUAUGGCGGAGGGAAGCAAAAUGCAGGAGUUUGUGACAAAGUACCUUGUAAUGAACAAUUCACGCGACGUCCAAUUGAAGUUUCUAGUGUCAUGGAGCCAAUUGGUGUUGGUUUUGCAGGACCAAAUUACGUCAAGCGACAUCAUCCUUGAUAUUUUCAAUUCCAUAUUACCAAAAGUGCCCAUCUACCUUGAGUCCGAUGUAAUCUUUUCGGAAGAAUUGGUUUCGUUGUGUGCUUCAUUAUUCGACAUUUCCAUGGAUAAAUUUUCCAACUUUGAGAACAACAGGCAAGCACAGUUGGUAAUCGAACAGCUUCUGCCAUUAUUUCAGACAUGCAUAGCCGGAAUAAUCAACUCUCAUGCAAGUCCGAGCUUGAGAUCAGAGUUUUACUCCAUCAUAAACAAAUUUAUGCUAAAGAUAUUUCAAAACAAAUUGGUAUCCACUAAUUUCCUAGAAUUGCUAAAGUCGAUUCACAAGAAGCUUUUACCGAUAUUAUCCAAUGAUGCGUUGUACUCCGAGGGACUUUCGCGCAUCAAUUCAAUUUUCUUGAUUGAAUCGCUUCUUAAGUUGGAGAGUCUUGGCGAAGUGGGCUUUGUAUCACAAUACUUUGUCAAACAAAGUUUCUUAUUGGAAGUUACUCGAGCAUUGAGACGGACUGACCUAGUGAUUAAACUAGCUACUUCUCCCACUUCUGAAUUGACUUUCAAUGAGCUUUUCGUUGAGCUUACCGCGUUUAAAGCAAACGUCUAUCUUCUCAUUAGGGUUGCACAGUCUCAAAAGGGGGCAUUGCAGUUGGUGCAAAGUGAAUUGUUUGCAACUUUGACAAGCUUGAGGUUCUUGAAGAUUGACCCUGAUUUGGGAUUGAUAUUGAAUGUGCAUGAAGUUCAGGAUUUCAAGAAUAUCAGCAUUAAGGUGCUUUUAGAUACUCCUUUGUCGUUGUCUGACUUGGUCAAUCCAGAUUCCAAGACUGAGGAUACGGUUUCAUUGAAUGAGUUGAUAGUGCCUAUUUUCGAAUUGGUUGCGAGUGUGUUGCUUUCCAUGGGCCCCAGUUACAAACCUGGGGUGAUACAAUGCAAGGAGUUCAUGAAAACUGUGAACGAAUUGGUAAUGGGCGUCUUGAAAAGAGAUUAUUUAUUGGAAAGGGGACAAGUAAGUAAGGCGCUUUACUCCAAAGAGAGUGAUGAGAUCCACUUGUUGCAAAAAUUAGUACGAUUAUUUACUGUGAUAGAUUCAAUAGUUGGUUCAUCGAUUUAG